Molecule: messenger RNA, 3686 nt
Organism: Zonotrichia albicollis (white-throated sparrow)
Lineage: Eukaryota; Metazoa; Chordata; Aves; Passeriformes; Passerellidae
Source: RefSeq, a predicted model, not a curated record
GGGAAAUUGCCUCUAAGAAUAUCAGACCUGGGCCAUAAGUUAGAAUGGCAAUAGCAGUUUGAUACUACUCUGGCUGAAAUUGUCAGAAAUUGUCUGAAAUUGUCUUCUCAUUGUAGCAACUUCCACAGAAAGAGAAGUGGUUUCCGUGAUUUUCACUUUUGUACAUGCAAAUGUACAAACUUAUCUUGGACUUGGGAAACCUUUAUAUCAAGGACUUGAGGAUAGGGAAUAGAUUGUUCCACAGAGAGAACUGCAGCUCUCUGAUAUGAACAGGCAGAGUAAGAGCCUGCAUCUGUAAGCUGACAUUCAGGAAACUGAUCACAAAUGUUAAGGGCUGAGAGUGGCUUUGUUAUUAGCAAAAGUCUCCAGAAAACCAAAGCAUCCUUCAUCCUUGAGGAAACAACCUUGGAGAAUAUCAACAUUAUUGACGCAGAUUGGGUGCCUUUUUGAAGGAUGUCAUCCUAGUCACUCUUUCUGAGGAAGUCAGACCCAUGCCACAUGUGGUGUAAAACUCAGUGAGAGGGCACUGCCUCUGCUUUCCAGGCUGUGCAAUGUUCCCUAUGCAGCUCCAGAGUGUUUGCUUCUGCUUGGAUGUAUCCAAGUGUUUGGAUGUAAAGCUGUGCAAACAAAUUACUAAUCUCCUUUGAAUGCUUAGGCAAGCCGGCACAUCUCUGGCCUGGCAGCACAGCCUUCCUCAUCACUCUCAUCCUGGUUCUGCAGCAUGUAUUUUGAGUUAAAGAUAGGAGCCUCUCCACGUCAGUAGGGCUAUUUGCAUCCCUUGGGUACAGCUGUAUCCCAGCUUUGGGAAAUGGUUACCAAACAACAACAGAAAAAACCCAAACAGCCCAAGCCCCCAGAACCAAAGAGAAGAAGUGCUGAGCAGAAAGCCUUCAGUAGGUGUAAAUAUGAAUGCAGGAAAUUGUUUGAAUGAUUUCCGUUUUACCAAACUAAGCACCCACAGGGAUUGCACUAGGACUUGUAACUGCAGUUGAGUAAAAUAAACCUUGUUACCACAAGAGCAGCAGUUCAGUGAAAGAAACUAUCAACAAGUUAAUUCAGCAUCAGCAGAGGAAGAGUUUCCAACAUUUAAGGGCUGCUGUCACAGAGGAUUAAAAAUUAAUCCAAAAAGGAACAGCCUAUGAAUCCUUGUGCCAUUAAUUUUAAUCCAGUUUCAACAGUCUGGAGGUGAAUGUUCCUACACGCACAUGGGAAAAGAAAAGUAUUCUUGAGGAAAAUCAUGGCCAGAAACGUUAUUUUUCUGGGGAAGAACAACUACUGAGGAGAAACGUGAGAAAAGCCCAGUUAUGCACUUCGUUUGCGCCAUAUUGGGAAAUUUCUCCUCACAGCCUUUCCCGCUGCUUUUGUGAUCAGGGCGGACAGCCCUUCAGCACCUGCGGCAAUUAACGCCACCUUCUGCCGGAGGGAGGCGGGACGGCCCGAGAGCCGCUGCCCGCCUGCCCCGCCCGCCCCCGCACCGGAAUAAGAGGCGGCGGCGGCGCAGGACGGACCCAGAGCGAUGGGUACCAUCAUGGGAGCUGGGCGAGCGGCGGGGCUGCUGCUGGUUGUGCUACUGACGAUGCCUGGAGCCCAAGCGAACUGUGGGGAGAGAGAGUACUCCCAUCUGGGUCUCUGCUGUGUGUUUUGUGAAGCAGGUACCUUUGUUGCUGAUCACUGCAAUGCUUCACAUUUGCAAGGAAAAUGUGACCCUUGCAAGGAAGGAAAAAGCUUUACUGCCCAUGCCAACGGCUUGGAGCAAUGUUUGACUUGCAGACAGUGCAAAGAAGAUCAGAUAACUCUGAGACCCUGUACCCUGACACAGAAUGCUGAAUGCCAGUGCAAACCAGGGUAUUUCUGUGAAGAUGAGGGCUGUGAAAUAUGUCGGAGAAUCAGUCAAGAGCAUCUGGACGGGAAAGAAAUCAUGAAUUCCACUGAUACCACGGCUCGAGACUUAACUAAUCAAGUGAAGGAAGCUCAUGUUUGGUUUCUGGUGCUUGUGUCGGCUGCUUUGGUUUUCCUUGUCAUCGUCGUUGUUGUUCUUGUUAAAAAGCUGAAGUGUAAUAAAGCUGCUGCAACUGUUAAAGAUAUAGAGGGGCAUCUGAUCUCUGCUAGGAUGUGUUCCUGUGGUGCAACAAGUUGUGAUUCAUGCAAGAUAUGACAUCCAAGUCAGAUAAUUGUUAAAGAUCUCUCUCAACAUGGUAAGUAUCCCAUAAAUUGGCUGUACUUGGAAUUUGGUUUUAUUUCCUGUUGACUUCAGUCUACUUACGGAAUAGUAUAAAGAGGCUAAUGAAUAUUGCUUAGAGCUAUAAGGCUUCCAGUUUAUUGUAAAAUGUGCUGAAACAGGAUUAUUGCUGCAUUUGUAAUCGCUGUGGUGAACUGCUCUACUUUGGAGCAUGACUUUUCUGUAUGGGAGUAUAGCACAGUCAUGAUUUUAAGAAUGGUACCAAUUUUUGAAAAAAGUUUUAAACUGAGUCUGCAUUGCAGCAGUGCACUCUGCUUUACUGAGUGAGGUGUAGGUCAGAGUGAGAGACCUCUCUGUCAAAUGUCCCCUCACAUGGAAGAGCACAUCAAACCUCCAUACACCCUCCUGUAGGCAGAAAAUGGUUGUGCUGGAUGUCCAAGUGAUGGGUUUUGCUCGUGGUGGUCUUGGUGUGGCCAACCGGUGCCAGCAGCAUGAUGAAGUAGUUAAAACUUCCUCUUCAGUAGCCCUGCCAAGGGAACAUGCCAGCCAAUGAAGCCUUCCUCAAAACCAGACAGUGGAUGGUGUCCUGCCUUAGGAGACCACUACUGAGAAUGCACCAAUACCUUUAGCUACUUUCAAGACCACUUAAUAGAAAAAUUAUUUGUCCUGCUGCUUCUUAGGUGCCAAACCCAGCUGCCUUGCUGCUGCUGUUUGGUCUGUGCAGGUAUUGGCUGAAAAUUAAGGGGAAAGUAUGUGUGUGAGCUAUGGAAAAAAAAAACCCUGUGUUUUAAAGUCCAAGCUGAUGUGUGUUGUGUGUUUCUUCUUGCAGAACUGAGAAAGGCCUUUGGUGUCUUUACAAAGGAAGUACCACCACAACAGUGGAAGCAGCUUAUGAGAACUCUUCUACAGGAAAAUGAUAUUGAUAAAGUUAUAUCUAAAUUUCCUAAUAACAGAGAAGAACAAUCAUAUCAGAUGCCUCUCAUCUGGAAAAAGAGACUGGAAAAGAAGCAAUGUAUUAUUUAUUUACUGGAUGCAUUGAGGUACAUAGAUACCAAGGUUUAUUACAGUGUAUUAAAUACUUUAAAAAGUCAUAACACUGUAAGUAGAAGCUGAAGAUUAAUGUUUAUGAGGAACUGCAAAAAUGUUCCUGUGUACAUAUGUGUGUCUUCAGACUUCCUUAAAUGAGGGUGUCAGGAACUGCUGGUAGAAAUAGUUAGCCUCCUCAACUCAUGGAGACAACUGGAAGGGAUGUAAUACCUCUGUUUUUUUCAUGUUUACAUGACCUUCCUACCUCUGAGUCAUAAAAUAUUAAACACAGGUGCUGGAUGCCCACUUCGGAGCCAGGAGCUGGGACAUCCCUUAGUUUGUGACAGUGCUGUCCCAACCUGCGGGCGGGUACCAGGCGUCCGCUGCUGUUUUUGCGUACUGCGAUGCUUUAGUUUCCGAAACCAUUUUGUGUUGUAUCGGAGUGCUCAGCACCACUGUGUUUGAAGCACAGCAAUAAAAC